AUGGAGAAUCCAAGCCGUUUGAUUGAGCCCUUGGAGAAAAGCGAUGUUAUCGCUGACAAAAUUGGAGAACUUAUACGAGAUGCGCAGGCUACAUCCGAUAUCAAACUAAAGUUGGAAUGUUUGAAUAAUGCUCAAGAUAUGUUACUAAGCGCAGAUAGCUCCGGUCACUUGCUUGAUAAUUUUCUGGAUGAAAUGCUCGAAUUCACCUCUUCAGAAGAUUUUCACAUGCGCUGUUUUUCUGCUAAUUUCAUAGAGAAGGCAUGCAAAAAAGAUGCAGAUGUUCUUAAAAAAGCGAUUACUCACUUAUCGUAUUUGUUAAUGUCGGAUAGUCAGACUCGUGGAGGAGUUAUGGUUAUGAAACGGGUGAGUAAAUUUGCUAUCUGA
Messenger RNA from Strongylus vulgaris, 384 nucleotides. Lineage: Eukaryota; Metazoa; Nematoda; Chromadorea; Rhabditida; Strongylidae. The record is from the annotation of a GenBank genome assembly.